Messenger RNA from Canariomyces notabilis, 2731 nucleotides. RefSeq lists its product as uncharacterized. Lineage: Eukaryota; Fungi; Ascomycota; Sordariomycetes; Sordariales; Chaetomiaceae. The record is from RefSeq and is a predicted model, not a curated record. Gene Ontology annotation, molecular function: protein binding. Bases 315 to 2408 code for a protein of 697 amino acids. The transcript is spliced from 2 exons.
CUGGGUUUGGUGCAGUACCUAUUGCUGUCAGAUACUUCUGUCCAAUCGCUAGUAAGGGAUUACACAUUCAACUACACUACGCGGAAAGCAUGCUCGAUCUCGGGCAUGUCUUCGAUUGACAGGAACUUCGUCAACCUCUAUUGAUUUCCAUUUUAGCGUAUCGACUUUCAAGCAUAAAGAUAUGCGGCGCAACCGCAAGCAUGCUGGGAGGCCCAGAUCGAGAUUCGAUUGAAAUUCGACACGCUGGCAGGCACACCUUCCAGUAUCACGGCUUCUUGAUGCGGGGACGCUCCUUGUAAAAGGAAGCCGACAAGAUGAGGGACAUCACGGAGCUGCCGCAUGACAUAUUUCUCCUUGUCAUCUCCCGCCUCUCUCCGCGUACCUGUGUGCGUUGUCGCGCUGUCUCCCGCCGAUGGCACGAAGCCUUCACGAGCGAAGUUGCCUCGCUGCUGCUUCUACGCUGGAACUUCCCCCGAUGCCGCGAGCUACGCCUGGCCACUGCCGCUGCCGCCCUCACGGCAUCAACUCUGGAGUCAGCAGACAUCCCCGCCAAUCUGAAGGCCGAGCUUGCAGACAUCAUCGAGAAUCCCCGGCCGUGGUUCUCGAUUUUGGCCGAUGUAGCUCGCCGGUACUACUAUUUGAACCAGGCGAAGCCGCGUGUCAUUGAGAAGCUCGAGAUGACCAAGAACAAUCGGCAGAAGAUGGGCUCCCUCUUCUCGUUCUGGCCGGUGGCGCCUUGGAGCAGGUUCCUGCGCUUUCUGGACAAGACGUCCGAUUUUCAUCAUCCUGAUCCAGAGUGGUCGUACAGCCAGGAAGACGGUCUUCUGGUGUAUCCCGCUAAAGUAUCUGCUGAAAAUGAUGGCUACGUGUAUCACAUUAUCGACUUAGCGACAAACCAACAAGUGCCUGUGCCAUUCGAUGUUCGCUCAAAACAUAUACGUCGAGUCCGGUUAGCGAGUGGUGUGCUCAUCAUCGAGUGGGCAGAAGCGCUCCCAUACCAUCAGCUGAACGCUCUCGAGGUAGUGCAUCGGCACUUCGUUACGGCCUUCGAUGUCAUCCGCAAGCCUUCGGCAAAGUGGUGUGUUGAGUUCCGCUCUGAGUGGGAGCCACACUUCCUUGGUCUGCCCUUGAACCGCUCAGACCGCUUCUUCUCGACGCACACGGCGACGCAUUAUGCCGUGUAUUUCUGGCAGCCUAACCGCUCGCUCUACCAUAUCGAGCCUAUCGAGCAGUUGGCCGUAUGGGACAUCUCCUCUCCCAGUCCCUACCGGCCAUCAGCAAACCCAAAGGCUGACAAGCGCCCGAACAUUAGUCGAACAACAUCCUUACCGACUGGUUUAUGGAACGGAAGUAGCAAGGUUACCGGCAGGAAGUUACAUGAAGUGGCAGGCUCGGAACCGAAUUCGGAGUGUCUGAAGACAGUUCCCGCCUCGACCACUACGACCGGCCCACGGGUUAUUCGGCGCAUGGCCUGGCGCGAGUUGGAUUUCUACGGAGUGCGCCAACGCGCAACACCGCAGCUCAGGGGCCUGAUGCUGGAUGGCACGAAUCUGUAUGUUAUUGAAGAAGAGCACCGUUGGGCCGAGGGCCAACAUAGCUCCCUCAAUCCCCCUCGCGUCCAUCUCGUUCGGUGUACCGGUAUCCCGGUCAUUCCGGCGCCGCCCUGCCCUGAAUCUUCUUCUCAGCCAUCAUAUCCAGCCGCCGCAUCUUCCACUGGCUAUUUGAGUAUGACUGAGCUCGCUAAUCACACACCGACGACUUACACAUCCACGACGAGCAAUGAUCCCGUCCAUGGGCCGGUCUGGGUUGACGCAUGUGGCGCAGAUGGUGAUGUCAACAUGAGCUUCUGCCGGCGCGUUGCUGACGCCGACGGGCUCCUCCCAACACUUACAGAUAUAGCGUCGCUGCCUACCGGGGAUUCUAGCCUUGACGCUCAGACACACCUUACGGACCCGCUCCGCAUUCGCUCGUCCUCCGCAGCCAUGGGUUGGCCGUGGGCGCUUGCCGAGAGCGGGCCCAGAAAUGCUGCGAUUGGAAUCGGACCGAAAAUCCGGCCCGGCCUGGCCCCGUGCUGGCGCCACGAGGAUUUCCCCUAUCUGACCGUGACCCAGAUUGUCGACUUCGCAGCCGGUGUACGAGUAACGGCGCGUGACUGCUUCAUGCUGGAGACUAUGUCAGUUCAUGUCCGCCCGGCGGUCUCAGUCGAGGGCACUGGCUCGCCGUCUGACACGGAAGACGACGCCGGGCGCCGACGGCGCAGCAACGUGAGAGCACAUGCGAGAUGCAAGGAGCUUCCUUUUCCCGACGGCAUGUGGUCAGAGCUCAUGGCUAAGGGCCACAUUGCGGGGGACGAGAGGUGGAUUGUCGGAGAAGAUUACGAGGGAAGAAUCACGGUCGUGCGCUUCUGAGGAACGAUUCCUUCUGAACAAACACGCAUCUACCGGGAUGAUUGGUUACCACCUGCUCCUCUAUGCCUUUAUCUUGGGAUGAAACGGCAAAUCAGCCGUAAUACAAGGAAUUUCAGGAGAAGAUAAGGCCCAAGAUUGAAGCCUUGGAGAGCAAUAGCGACGGUUGACUGAGCACCGGAGGCGCCUAAGUUGGAAACAACGCCCUGCUAUUGAGCGACAUCUUUAGAGUACGAGACCAAAGCGUAAUCAGCAGGAUAUUGGCUAUGCAGCAACUACUAGAUGUCUUCAGCGGCAAACAAACAAUUGACCAGAAUACGUAUCGC